CAGAACGUUGAGACCUCGGCAGUGUUGCAGAAGGGCUUCCAGCGGGAGAGGUCAAAUAGACAUGCAGGCCUCUGAAGACCAUGCCGCUGGUGAAGAUAGGGCAGAGGAUACUGUUAGUGAGUCAGGUGUCCCUGGAUCCGCUGAGAGGAGCGACUCUGCUGGAGCAGUGGGUGCGGCUCCCCAACGACUUGAAGAAGAAGGCGCUGUUGCCCCGGAACAUCCACAGAAUGAAGGGAACAUACAGGCCCAAGGGCAGGGUGGAGACGGCUCAGCCUCGGCCUCGACAUCGGCCUCAGCCAAAGACUCUGGGCGUGAUAUGAUGACCUUCGUACUGACCGUCCCUUUCCAGUAUGCCGCGCAUGCACAGGUCGCUCGCAGGUAUCUGGCACCUGUCGCUGAAUCUCUUCCACGUGGCGUUUACAGGGAGCUGUCAGUUAGCGACAGUGAUCUGAUCAUUGUACUAACUGCUGAGGAUCCUACCCUACUCGAGCAUUGCAUGGAUUCCUUGCUCAGGAGGCUGACCAAGAUGCUGCAGACCUUAAAUGGACUCAUGUAUCCCUUACGCUAUACACCUCAGUUGGAAAAGAUAUGGGAAAAGAUUUGAAUUUUCAUCCUGAAUCUUCUAACCUUUGGCAGUAUGUCUUUCCCUAGGGACUGAUUCCUAGGUGCUGUCAUCUAUGAGGGCCAUGAUUGGCUCUCUAAGCUGCCACUGGUACAUAAAUGUCUGCCAAUGCAAAAAUAAAGCUGAGUCCUUAUUGCA
This is a messenger RNA of Chinchilla lanigera (long-tailed chinchilla), 760 nucleotides long. RefSeq names its product EKC/KEOPS complex subunit LAGE3-like. The record is from RefSeq and is a predicted model, not a curated record. Lineage: Eukaryota; Metazoa; Chordata; Mammalia; Rodentia; Chinchillidae. The transcript is spliced from 3 exons. Gene Ontology annotation, cellular component: EKC/KEOPS complex. The coding region runs from base 62 to 604 and encodes 180 amino acids.